AUCAUGAAGGGCUGCGUUUUUAACAUUGACAACGGCUAUUUGGAAGGACUGUGCCGUGGCUUUAAAUGUGGGAUCCUGAAACAAUCCGAUUAUUUGAAUUUGGUCCAGUGUGAAACUCUUGAAGAUUUAAAACUACACUUGCAAGGCACUGACUAUGGAACCUUUUUGGCCAACGAACCUUCACCUUUGUCAGUAUCAACCAUUGAUUCGAGACUUCGAGAAAAACUUGUAAUCGAGUUCCAGCAUAUGCGUAACCAAGCAGUAGAGCCUCUCUCAACAUUUAUGGACUUCAUUACCUACAGUUACAUGAUUGAUAACAUAAUUUUGCUUAUUACAGGAACUCUUCAUCAGAGACCAAUUGGUGAAUUAAUCCCUAAAUGUCACCCUCUAGGUAGCUUCGAGCAAAUGGAAGCCAUCCAUGUAGCUGCUACUCCAGCUGAGUUAUACAAUGCUGUAUUGGUUGACACACCUCUUGCCCCAUUUUUUGUUGAUUGCAUCAGUGAACAAGAUUUGGAUGAAAUGAAUAUUGAAAUCAUCAGAAAUACCUUAUACAAAGCUUACUUGGAAGCGUUUUAUACCUUUUGCAAGGACAUUGGAGGUACUACUGCCGAUAGCAUGUGUGAAAUUUUGGCUUUUGAGGCAGAUAGACGUGCUAUUAUCAUUACCAUUAACUCUUUUGGCACUGAAUUAAGCAAAGAUGACCGUUCUAAGUUGUACCCUCGCUGUGGAAGACUCAACCCCGAUGGUUUGGCUGCUUUAGUGAGAGCUGAGGACUACGACCAAGUUAAAGCAGUUGCUGAAUACUACGCUGAAUAUUCAAAACUGUUUGAAGGAGCUGGCAACAACCCGGGCGACAAAACAUUGGAGGAUAAAUUCUUUGAAUAUGAAGUACGUCUUAACAUCAAUGCUUUCAUGCAACAAUUUCACUUUGGGGUAUUCUACUCUUACUUGAAGUUGAAGGAACAGGAAUGCAGAAAUAUUGUCUGGAUUGCUGAAUGUGUAGCUCAAAAACACAGGGCCAAAAUCGACAACUACAUCCCAAUAUUCUAAAGGAAUUUCUUGUUUGCACUAUUAUUUGCAUUCCAUUUGGCUCAUUUAGUUCUUAGUAAAGAUAAAUGGAAUUAUCAAAAAAGUUUUUAUGAUUCAUAUGUACUAUUCCUAUAGACGUCGUUUUUUCAAUAUUGCAGUUAGUGCAAGGUUUUCGUUUCAAAUUUAUUACCAACUACAUCUUUCAAUGAUCCAGGAUUGUUAGAAAAUUAAAUACACAUUAAAUGUGUUGAUGUUUUAUUACAAUAUAAAAAAACCUGUAAAAAGAUCAAUAGGAAGACUGUAGCAGUUUAUUUAAAAAAAGCCAUAGAGUAUUAAUGUAUCAUACAAUAUGGAAUCAUAAAAUGACACCUUCAUAUCAAUUAUAUCACCAUUCAGAAAUUUGCUGUAACUAUCCUUUGUUUAUUAUAUUUUUUAAUGAUCGGUAUGUUUUUAAUAUUUUUUUAGUUUUCUGGAAAGAAUAUUGCACAAAUUCUUAGUUAUCUGAUUCAACAUGUGUUAAUGUAAUGUUAGACUCUGUUGAGUUAUAUCAUAAAUAUAAUUAUGUUUUCUGUGUAUAAAGCGUAGUUAAGCCAAAAUGUUAUUUCUGUUGUAUAUGUAAGAAUAAAUAAAAUUAUAUGUAUCU
Molecule: messenger RNA, 1672 nt
Organism: Diabrotica balteata
Lineage: Eukaryota; Metazoa; Arthropoda; Insecta; Coleoptera; Chrysomelidae
Source: the annotation of a GenBank genome assembly